Oikopleura dioica is the source of this 1800-nucleotide messenger RNA. The record is from the annotation of a GenBank genome assembly. Lineage: Eukaryota; Metazoa; Chordata; Appendicularia; Copelata; Oikopleuridae.
AUGGAGCCAAAAAGAGAGCCGACAGAUUUUGAAACAGACAACAGCAGAUCCAACAGUGAACGCAAUACAGACAGCGAGAAAAGUGGCGCCGACGAUAACAGCAGCGAAACUAUGGUUCAGGUAGCCUUGGGAGGGACGAUCAUCGAACAAAUGCCCAACCACGCAGAGCUACCAAGCCCAGGACUCAUGGCGCCUGCUUUAUGGCGACCAAGUGCGAAUGAAAAUCCACCAGCAUCUCCGACCGAAAACGCGAACGGCGUGCCCGAAUGGGCUCUGAUGAAGUCCGACUCUGCGCCAGGAAGCCGCCAGGUCCAACUCUGGCAGUUCAUCCUCGAGCUGCUCAACAACCCGUCACAGUACUCCGACGCUAUCUGCUGGAACGGCCCGGCAACGGGAGAAACCGGAGAAUUCGUCAUCAAAGAUCCAGAUGAAGUUGCUCGGCUCUGGGGAAAUCGGAAAUGCAAGCCGCACAUGAACUACGACAAGCUCUCACGUGCGCUGCGAUAUUAUUACAACAAACGCAUCCUUUACAAAACCAAGGGAAAACGCUUCACCUACCGCUUCAAUUUCCGAGAGCUCAGUCCUUACGGAGCCGCGGCUGGACUGAUAGACAAAGACGAAGCCUCUCCUCUCCCUUCGCCACACAUUCCAAAUGGCCACUCGGACAGGGAAGACGACUCUAGAAUCCCAACUUCUUCGACGAGUUCGAUCAAGGCGCCUGGCAUGGGCAACUUGCCCUUUCCAUACGGAUCCAACGCGACGCUCCUCGCUGCCCGAGCUCAGCUCCUCCGAGCGAAUCUGCUCAAUAUGCCGAAUGCGCUCCACGGACUCGGACCAGGAUCGCCUGGAUUUCCACCCAUCUCCCCACGAUUGCCAUUUUCUCCUCUGCUUCGAUCUGCCUACGCAUCAUCACUACCAACCACACCUACAUAUCCCGGUUUGAGCCCUGGUCUCGGCGGUUUCAGCCCAAUGGCGAAUCCAAUGACCGCUCCAGGCCUAGGCCUCGGCAUGAAACCCAGCUUCUCUUUCGAUCCCGACCAUAUUCGUCAAUAUCACGGUGCAGACAACAGAGACAUCAAAGAAGAAACCCACAAUAACUCUGGAUCGGACGAAGAUGCUCAGGACAAUCGGCCAAGCACUGGCCACUCAAGGACUAGCAGCGAGAGUCAGAAUCCACCUACCUCGACCAUCAGCGGCCAUACAAUUCCUCAAAUUCGACUCGCUCCUGUCCCAAGUCGCAAACGUUCAAGCCAAACCUCAUCGUCCGAAAGUUCCCACUCCAAACGAGCGCAGUCAUUGAGUUCCGAUGCAAAAAUCAGCGACUGCGGGGCAUUGAAUCUCGUCAAACACAACCGCCGACCGGUGCCCAUCAACGAAGAAAGUGACCAAACGGUGCCCGAGGUGAAAUCCGAAGCGUCGAAAUCGCCCGAUACGAUAAAAUCAAAGGGCUCUGAGGUGUACGACCAUCAUUUCGAGGACUUGAUGUCGCCCUCGAUUGAGGUUGCCACUAGGCUCAAUGCUGGCCUGAAUCUACACAGUCCCGGCUUUGCAGCCUCCCGCCGCACACCAAUCCGCUCCGGAUUUAUGAUCAACGAUCUGAUCCAAUCUGGCGCUAGGUCAGGAGGUCCCGGCGGAGUCUUUGAAUUCCCAGCUCUCUCUGGAAACACGGAUCACCUCUCUACGGAUCACCACUCAGCCAAAUCCGAGGAGCAAUCGUCGCCGUCUUCGGAUCGAUCUCGAUCCGUGAGUCUCGAAACCGACCAAUCUGAUGGCGAACAACGAGAAGUCAUGGAGAGUUAA